This is a messenger RNA of Prorocentrum cordatum, 354 nucleotides long. Lineage: Eukaryota; Dinophyceae; Prorocentrales; Prorocentraceae. The record is from the annotation of a GenBank genome assembly.
AUGGCCCACAAUGCGCCUGAAGUCCCGCGCCCCCUCGAUGAACAGCUCGGAGUGCCCCUAGUCGGCGACUCGGCAGAGGGCAGCGAGCGCGACGCGCUCGACGGGGCCGACGGCGUCAGCCGCGCGGCCGAGGACGGCCACGGGGCAGCUGAGUUCGGCAGCGGGGGUCGCAGCGGCAUGGCGCUCAGCGAAGCCCCCGAGAGCAUUCCAGCGGCCGGCGUCGAGGAGAUGUGCGCUAUCUGCCGCUGCGAGCUGCGCGAGGACCCCGAUGGCAACGACGCCCAGGACGUGCGGAUCGAGAUCUUGCAGUGCCUUCACAGGUUCCACACGGUCUGCAUCGAAGAGGUUGUGAGG